AUGGACCGCGCCAUUCGCUGGUCCCCUUCCUCGACCGCCGCCGAACAACGCUUCCUCUCCGUGGACGUGACCGGUAAAGCAUUCCGCCUCUGCAGGGUUACCUCCUUCACGAAACAUUCUCUCGAGCACGAAGUCCUCGCAACUCACACCAAAGUCCCCGCCUUCCGCGCCUUUGACUGGUCCCCCAUUGACGAGUCCCUCGUCGCCGUCGGGCAAUCUUCCGGCGAUGCCACGAUCUUGCGCAUGCGCGACGACUCGCAGGAGUCGUUUUCCUUCCCUGUGCGGCACCAGCGGUACUGCAAUGCGAUUGCAUUCAGCACACAUGGACUAUUGGCGGCGGGAUUGGAUCGCGUGCGUAAUGACUUUUGCUUGAAUGUUUGGGAUGUGAACCAGCGGUUGGCGAUGAGGGGGUCGAAAGGGAUGGUUGAGCCGUUAAGAAAGUUGGCGAGCUCGGAGCCGAUUACGAGUGUCAAGUUUUUUCGAGAUCAGCCGGAUACGCUCGUUACUGGAGUUAAGGGGCAGUUUGUGAGGAUUUAUGAUUUGCGUGAGGGACCGGGGAAUCCGUCGCUGCAGUUUCCGACGAGAUGCGUGCAUAAUCUCGCCAUCGAUUGGCUGGAUGAGAAUUAUAUUGCGUCCGGGUUGACGACUACGGAUUCGACAGUUUGUAUCUGGGAUCGCCGCGUUGGGGCUCGUUUGUCUGCGGCGGUCACGCCGUCACUUGAGACUGGGCAGAUGGAUCCGGCGCUCGAGUUUAAGAAUGUCCUCCCGCCCAAGUCGGCGCUUUGGAGUCUUCGGUUUUCGCGGACUAAGCGCGGCUGCUUGGGUGUGCUUUCGAGCAGCGGGCAUCUCAAAACGUACAAUAUUGUCAAAGAAUACCUGGUCGAGGAGUACCGCUCGCCUAUUGAUCGGACGCUCGGCCGAAACGUCAGCAGCUACCCAGAGCAGAUUUACACCAAGUCCGUCCGCGAUGUUUUCACUCCAUUCGAUCACCCUUCCCGGGGUUAUGCAGAGUCCGAACGAGUUGUGUCAUUUGACUUCCUCAACAUGAGCACCUCCAAUGAGCCUAGUGUUCUGACGCUAUCUGCGAAUGAUCAGAUUUGCGUGACGGCAGUCAAGCCACCUGCGCCUCCGGUGCGACUAUCUUCUCAAGGAACAUUGGUCUGUGGAAGUCAUGGCAAGCAUCGCGAUUUCAAAUUAGUGCAGCCGCUAGAGGCUAAAUGUUCGAAUAUCGGGACGAUAUUGAAAGAUCUCCGAAGUCGCGCAUUGGCAAGGCAAGAGACACAGAGCGGUGGAAAUGGAAUUGCGCAGCACUUGUCGAGUCGACAGGACAGAGAGCGAACCCUGUCUGUGGGCAAGAUUGGUAGCCCGCUCAUGGCACAAGAGGCGUUGACUCUCUUGACGGUGAAUAGGCAGCGAUGCAAGGAGGGAUAUCUGUUCAAUGGAACUCGAAAUAAGCAGAUACUUGUGGACGAUGCCACCCUGCAAGAUUUCUGGAAUUGGAUCGAGCGUGCACGAUCUGAUUCUGCGGACCGUUCGAUGACUAUAUACAACUUGGAUCUGAACUAUCUGGGCGUCUAUGAUGUUUGGACCGGUGAUCUAGGGGCCAGCCUUGAAGCGCGGUGGCUCGGCCCGAAUGCCGCGCAUUACCCAGACAUCAACGAUACUAUAGUAGAACUAGUUCAAAACCAGCUCAAGCUACCUCAGCCCAAAUCCUGCCAGACGAGUUUCCCUGAGCACAGGUGCCUUGGACUACGAAUAUGCGGCGCCGCCCAAUCUCAGUCUGAACUAGAAGAGCUUGUGAAGGGAUUGACCGCCAACGGCCAACACACGAAAGCUGCUGCUUUGGCUGUUUUCCAGGACGAGCCCAAACUAGCGUACUCGGCGCUGCGAAGCAAUACACCUACACAGGCACAUAAGCUUCUUGCAAUGGCCAUUGCGGGUGCUGCAAAGGGGGACACCGACUCUGAUUGGGAAGAAACGUGCGCGGAGAUUGCAAAGGAGCUUACUGAUCCUUAUGGGCGGGCAAUCCUUGCGCUCGUCAGCAAAGGCGACUGGCGCUCUGUUAUCCAAGAAACUACCCUUCCUCUGAAAUACCGCGUCGAGGUCGCCCUACGCUGGCUUCCAGACGACGAGCUCACUACAUACCUAACCGAAACUACAAAGGAAGCGAUCCAACAAGGCGACAUCGAAGGUAUCGUACUUACCGGCCUCGGCCACUCGGCCAUGGACCUAUUCCUAUCGUACAUCAACAAAUACAACGACGUGCAAACACCCGUCCUCGCCAUGAGCCACACCGUCCCACGCUUCGUCAAUACCCAACCCAACAAACAGCGCUUUGAAUCAUGGCGUGAAACCUACCGCUGGCAAAUCAACUCGUGGAAACUGCAACUCGAACGCGCCCGCUUCGACGUCGGCUCCCGCAAAUUUGCCGUCACUCAUGACGGACGCCGCCUCAUCGAACCCCCACGUCAACAAGUCAGCCUAACCUGCAACUACUGCACCCGCCCUCUAACGCAGCAUGAUGCCUCCUCGCAACUCGCGCCCUCGGCGGGCAACGAAGUCGUGCACCCGACGCCGGGGAACCCGCUUGGCACGGCCGCCAUGUCCGGGAUGAUCUGCCCCCGGUGCGGACGGCAUAUGCCGCGGUGUGGUGUGUGCACGCUGUGGCUGGGCUCUCCCGACCCAAUGUCCAAGGCGUGUAUCGCGGCUGAGACGGCGGCGGCGGAACAGCGGCAGUUGCCCUCCGAGGCGGAGAUUAUGCGGAGGUUCAUUGUCUUUUGCAUUAACUGUAACCAUGGGUUCCAUGCGCAUCAUGCGCGCGAGUGGUUUGCGAAGCAUAAGGUUUGCCCUGUGGCGGAGUGUAGUUGUAUUUGCGAUCGUUAA
Aspergillus calidoustus is the source of this 2883-nucleotide messenger RNA. NCBI's taxonomy places the organism in Eukaryota, Fungi, Ascomycota, Eurotiomycetes, Eurotiales, Aspergillaceae. The record is from the annotation of a GenBank genome assembly.